Apiotrichum porosum is the source of this 1422-nucleotide messenger RNA. RefSeq lists its product as uncharacterized. The record is from RefSeq and is a predicted model, not a curated record. Gene Ontology annotation, cellular component: cell surface; extracellular region. Gene Ontology annotation, molecular function: beta-glucosidase activity. NCBI's taxonomy places the organism in Eukaryota, Fungi, Basidiomycota, Tremellomycetes, Trichosporonales, Trichosporonaceae. Gene Ontology annotation, biological process: glucan catabolic process. Bases 1 to 1422 code for a protein of 473 amino acids. The transcript has 5 exons.
AUGACCAAGUCUGCCACUGAAUUCCUCAAGGUUGAGGGCAAAAACAUCGUCGUCGAUGGCAAACCCAUUAUCCUAAAGGGCGCCGGUUUGGGCGGAUGGAUGAACAUGGAGAACUUCAUCACUGGAUACCCUGGCCACGAGUACCAGGUCCGCGCUGCUCUCAAAAAGGUGCUUGGACAGGAAAAGUACGAGUACUUUUUCGACAAGUUCCUCGAGUACUUCUUCACCGAGGAGGAUGCCAAGUUCUUCGCUUCGCUUGGGCUCAAUUGCAUUCGCCUCCCCGUCAACUACCGCCACUUUGAAGACGACAUGAACCCCCGUGUCUUCAAGAAGGAGGGGCUGAAGCAUCUUGACCGCGUCAUUGACCUCUGCUCCAAGUAUGGCAUCUACACUGUCAUUGACUUGCAUGCUGCUCCCGGUGGGCAGAACGUUGACUGGCACUCGGACACUGGAAACAACCAGGCUCUUUUCUGGGUUCACAAGGACUUUCAAGACCGCACCAUCCUCAUUUGGGAGGAGCUCGCUCGUCACUACAAAGACAACACCUGGGUUGCUGGUUACAACCCCCUGAACGAACCUACCGACGAGGAGCACGUACGCCUCCUGGACUUUUACGUUCGCGUUGAAAAGGCCAUUCGUGCCAUUGACCCCGACCACAUUCUCUUCCUCGACGGUAACACCUUCGGUGCCGACUUUAGCCACUUUGGCGAGCCCCUCCCCAACUCGGUGUACGCAUGCCACGACUAUUCGAGCUAUGGGUUCCCCAACCCCCCCGAGCCUUUCACAGGCACUCCAGAGCAGAUUGCCUAUCACGAGAAGCAGUUUGCACGCAAGUGCGACUAUAUGGCAAAGAUCGCAGGGCCCAUCUGGAACGGCGAGUUCGGUCCAGUGUACCAGCAGGCCACGGACGGCAUUCCUAACUGGGAGAAGAUCAACGAGGAGCGCUACGCUGUCCUCAAGACCCAGCUCUCAAUCUAUGCCCGCUCCAACGCGUCGUGGUCCAUCUGGCUGUACAAGGACAUUGGUUUCCAGGGCAUGACCUAUGUCAGUGAAGACACUGCCUACAUGAAGCUGCUAGCCCCGUUCCUCCAAAAGAAACGAGAGGUUGCUGCCGACUCUUGGGGUUGCGACAUUACGCCCGUCAAAAAGGUGUUUGAGCCCUUCGUCGAGUGGCUUAGUAAGGCCGCGCCAUCCACGGACCAGCGUUAUCCGCCCAUGUGGAAGACGGACAAGCACCUUGGCCGUAUCGUUCGCAACUGCCUCAUGUCCGAGGAGCUGUGCGCCGAGUACGCGUCCUACUUUGAGGGAAAGACCGAGGCCGAGCUUGAUGAGCUUGCCAAAAGCUUUUCGUACGAAAACUGCAAGCAACGUGUCACGCUCAACGAGAUUUUGCAGGAGGACGGACGCAGGGCGUUGGUUUGA